AUGCUUUGCGAUCAAAAUCCAGGGCAAGCAAAGAGGAAUCGUAGUGAAGAUGAAAGAAAGGGAAAGAAAAAAUGGAAAGAAAGAGAAAGAGAAGAAAAAGAAGUAGAAAUAGAAGAUGGACUGGAAGAGGAACAGGAAAAAGAAGAGAAAAAUGAAGAACAAUAUCCCCAGAAAAGAAUAGUCAGCAAACCCCUCAUGGACACUCUCUGGGCAAACUUUAAGUUAAACAAAUGCCCCACAAUAGGAGAUAUCCGAUCACUUGCAUUUGAAUUUAACAUGACAGUAAAACAGAUAAAGCAAUGGUUUAGUAAAAGGAGGAAGAAAUACAAUAAAGAUAUGUACAAGCAGAAACCUAAAAAAAGACCCAAAAGAUGCUGA
Mustela lutreola (European mink) is the source of this 378-nucleotide messenger RNA. It is a transcript of the gene NANOGNB, whose product is annotated as NANOG neighbor homeobox. The record is from RefSeq and is a predicted model, not a curated record. Gene Ontology annotation, molecular function: DNA binding. NCBI's taxonomy places the organism in Eukaryota, Metazoa, Chordata, Mammalia, Carnivora, Mustelidae. Bases 1 to 378 code for a protein of 125 amino acids. The transcript is spliced from 3 exons.